This is a messenger RNA of Naumovozyma dairenensis CBS 421, 1569 nucleotides long. RefSeq names its product serine/threonine protein kinase RIM11 (gene RIM11). The record is from RefSeq and is a predicted model, not a curated record. The transcript has a single exon. Gene Ontology annotation, molecular function: protein serine/threonine kinase activity; ATP binding; protein serine/threonine/tyrosine kinase activity. Gene Ontology annotation, biological process: signal transduction; protein phosphorylation. Gene Ontology annotation, cellular component: cytoplasm. Lineage: Eukaryota; Fungi; Ascomycota; Saccharomycetes; Saccharomycetales; Saccharomycetaceae. Bases 1 to 1569 code for a protein of 522 amino acids.
AUGGGCAUCGCCUUAAAAAAAUUUACACACUUCUUCUCACCAACAAUGAGCACUACUGGUAAAAAUAGUGACCUUUACCAAAGUACACACAAUCCUAAAAAACAUGACAUAUCGAGAAGUAAUACCAAUGAAUCUGUAGACCAUAUUAAUAUGGAAAAGGCUGCACAGUCUACAGAACAACCAGAGAAGAAACUACAGAAAUCAAGACAGGCUGCUAUACCAAUUGACAAUCGCGCCCCUAAUAACGAUAAAUUUUAUAUCACAGACAUAAUUAAUGCAACAAGAGAUAAAUUGAAACCUCGACUUCCUCUUUCUCCCGUUUCCUCAUCCUUGUCUUCAGCUUCAAAUUCAAAUUCUGGUACUUCCAAAGAUACUCUCAAAAAUGAACAACAAAAUGACAAAAAUGAGAACAUGCAAGAUAGAAAGGUAUCCUCAUCGGCGAAAAUUAACGACAUGAUGAAUGACAGUAAUACCCUUACAACUAUUGGUUCCAAGUUAAAUAAAAUUGUCCAAUAUGGUAAAGAUUAUUCUCUAACCAAAUGGUUAGAAUUAGAGUAUUUAGAAAUUCAAGGUUCCGGUACAUUCGGUUUAGUCUUUAAAUCCAAGAUUAAUGAAACAAAUGAAAUAGUAGCAAUUAAAAAAGUAUUGCAAAAUAACAAAGUGAAAAAUAGAGAAUUAUCAAUAUUAAAGAAUUUAAAUCAUCCAAAUGUCAUAAAUUUGAAAUGUUACUUCAUUGAAAAAUCUAAACCCACAAUAACAAAGAAAAAUGAACCAAUUUAUUUGAAUUUGAUCUUUGAAUUCUUACCACAAUCACUAUACCAAAGAAUUCAACAUUUUAAAACCACAGCCACUAAUAUCCCACCCCUUGAAAUCAAAUGUUACAUGUUUCAACUCUUCAAAGGUUUAAAUUAUCUCCAUAAUUGUAAUAAAAUAUGUCAUAGAGACGUAAAACCUCAAAAUAUCCUAAUAAAUCCAGAUACAUUCCAAUUAAAAAUUUGUGAUUUCGGUAGUGCAAAGAUAAUAAACCCAUUACAGCCAAACGUAUCAUACAUUUGUUCAAGAUAUUAUAGAGCUCCAGAAUUAAUCCUGGGAUCCAUAAAUUAUAAUCAUAAGAUUGACCUAUGGUCAGCAGGUUGCAUAAUGGCUGAAUUGUUCCUUUUGAAACCAUUUUUCAAGGGAAUAAGCGAUAUUGAUCAAUUCGUAGAGAUUAUAAGGGUAAAAGGAACACCCAAUCAAUUUGAAAUUGAACAAAUGAAUGGUAAUUAUAAAGAUUAUACUUUCCCAAGAAUUCAUGGUGUUUCGCUUGGUAGAAUCUUUAAGAAUGUUACAAAUGAUAUGCAUGCCAUUGAAUUGAUGGAAUGCUUGCUCAAAUAUAAUCCUAAUGAAAGACUCGAUUCGUUAAAUUGUUUAUGUCUGCCAUUUUUCAAUGAAUUGAGAACAAAUAUUGGAAUUCCAAAUAAAACUAUCCAAAAGUUAAAUCUAUUUGAAUUUGAUAAAACUUUGGAGUUUAAUCAUUUGAGUCCGAAAGAAUCAAUUGAAAUUGAAUUGAAACUAUUCAAAAAAUCAUAA